UCUCCACCGGCCGGCCACCGGAAUAAAACCACCAUGAACACCGACGACGUCCAAGAUCAGCUCGAAAGCCUAACUAUCUCUCCUAUAAACAUCAAACUAAAACGACUCCCCCGCCUCACCGACUACCUCCCCGGCCUCCAAACCCACACCAACCCGUUACAACAUAACACGUUCUACCACCAUUCGUACCGCGACGGGUUCUAUAUAUCACACUCCGACGUCAUCCUCCGCCAGAUUGUAUUUGAUUUCUCCGGCAACUUCCCGUCAUCCGAACCUCACUUAGCCUACCACCGUGCCGGGCCGAGGAAGGAGAUUUUGUUUGAUCCCAAACAAGUGCGAGCCGCCAUUGUUACGUGUGGUGGUCUUUGCCCUGGUCUGAACACCGUUAUUCGGGAACUGGUGGUUGGGUUAUGGGAACUGUAUGGUGUCCGAGAGAUCUUCGGGAUUAAAGCGGGUUACCGCGGGUUUUAUUCGGGUGAUCCCAUACGGCUUGACCCGAAACUGGUUCAUAACUGGCACAAGAGAGGUGGUACUGUACUUGAAACCUCUAGAGGUGGCUUUGAUCUUCACAAGAUCGUAGAUACAAUUGAAAAACGCGGAUUUAAUCAGGUGUACAUCAUCGGCGGAGACGGCACUCUACGAGGGGCGGUACAAAUAUUCAACGAAAUUCAGCGCCGUAAACUAAACGUUGCGGUCACUGGGAUUCCUAAAACAGUCGACAAUGAUGUAGGGAUCAUCGACAGGUCAUUUGGGUUCCAAACAGCCGUAGAGAUGGCUCAACAAGCAAUAAGUGCAGCCCAUGUAGAAGCCGAGAGUGCACCAAACGGUAUAGGCCUGGUCAAACUCAUGGGCCGGAACACGGGUCACAUCACCCUCAACGCAACCCUAAGCAGUUGUGAUGUCGAUUGCUGUUUAAUACCUGAAAACAACUUCUACCUUGAAGGCAAAGGUGGUUUAUUCGAGUUUAUUGACCUUCGUUUGAAGGAAAACGGGCACGCGGUUAUCGUGGUGGCAGAAGGAGCGGGCCAAGACAUCAUUCCGAGGCCCGAUUCCCAAAAACGAGAAACGGAUGAUUCAGGGAAUCCGGUUUUUUUAGAUGUCGGGGCGUGGUUGAAUUCCGAGCUCAAGAAAUGGUGGGAGAGGGAUCACAAGGGCGAGUUGUUCACAGUAAAAUACAUAGAUCCUACUUACAUGAUACGCGCAGUUACGGCUAAUGCAACUGAUAACUUGUAUUGUACAUUAUUGGCCCAUUCCGCUAUUCACGGGAUUAUGGCGGGCUAUACUGGGUUUGUAACAGGCCCGAUAAACGGUAACUAUGCUUACAUUCCUAUGGAUGAGGUGGCUCACGCCAAGAGUCCGGUCAGCACUAACGACCACAAAUGGGCUUGGGUUAGAUCGGUCACGGCUCAGCCUGAUUUUCGGAGAACUUGAACAAAAACCCGACCCGAAA
Molecule: messenger RNA, 1450 nt
Organism: Helianthus annuus (common sunflower)
Lineage: Eukaryota; Viridiplantae; Streptophyta; Magnoliopsida; Asterales; Asteraceae
Product: ATP-dependent 6-phosphofructokinase 2
Exons: 2
Coding region: 34-1431 (465 amino acids)
Biological process (GO): glycolytic process; fructose 6-phosphate metabolic process
Cellular component (GO): cytoplasm
Molecular function (GO): ATP binding; 6-phosphofructokinase activity
Source: RefSeq, a predicted model, not a curated record